CAGUGAAAUUGACCGUAAAAAGUCUUGUGCAGGACCAGCCGCACCGCAGUACACCAACUCUCUCUCUCUCUCUCUCUCUCUCUCUCUCUCUCUCUCUCUCUUCCGGUUCCUGUUCAUCUUUUGAUAAUCCGGGUUUACUGUCCGUUAAAUUGAUUGGAUUUGGGCUCCUUGUUAAUACGAGAAAUUUCUUGUGGGGUUUAGGGUUAGGGUUUUUGUACAAUAGCCCAGAAAUGCAGCAACCACCGCAGAUGCUUCCUUCGUUCCCCCCUCUCACCACCGACCAGAUUCAAAAGCAACCACAACAGAUGCUUCCUUCGUUUCCCCCUCUCACCACCGACCAGAUUCAAAAGUAUCUUGAAGAGAACAAGAAAUUGAUUUUGGCAAUUUUGGAGAACCAAAACCUUGGAAAGCUUGCCGAAUGCGCCCAGUACCAGGCUCAACUUCAAAAGAAUUUGAUGUAUUUAGCUGCAAUUGCUGAUGCCCAGCCACAGGCACCGACAAUGCCUGCCCAGGUUCCUCCCCAGAUGGCUCCACAUCCUGCAAUGCAAGCAGGAGGGUUUUAUAUGCCGCACCCGCAAGCAGCAGCUAUGGGUCAGCAAUCAGGGUUAUUUCCCCAGAGGCCUCCGUUGCAAUUCAAUAGCCCACACCAAUUGCAAGAACACCUGCAGCAACAGCAACAGCACCAGCACCAGCAGCAGCAGCAGCAGCUACACCAACACCACCAGCAAGCCAUGCAAGGGCAAAUGGGUAUGAGAUCCGGAGGAGCCAACAAUGGCAUGCACCCACCGCACGCUGAGGCCGCUCAUGGGGGUGUUAGCGGUGGAGUACCGCCACCGAGUGAUGCACGUGGAGGAAGCAAGCAAGAUGCCUCUGAAGCUAGGACACCUGGCACUCGUGGCCCAGGGAGCUCAGGUGCUGGGCAUGGUGGUGGUGGUGAUGGAGACUUAUCCCACACAAAGGGUACAGAUGAGGCCAAGUGACACAGUGCCGGGACUGGGUCCCCUUGUGACUGUCGAUAGUAGGUAUCUCCUAACAAAAGAAUGGUAUUUGUUGGUGGGCUUGUUACCUUGAACAAGAAAUAGACUUCUUGUUUCUCCUUAGUUUCCCAGAACAGUUAGGUUUGUUGUGUUACAUGUCCUUGCAAUCAGAAUGAAGAGACUUAGCGAAUACAGGUUUUUAGAUGAGGGAUUGAAAGUUACCAGCUUGUCCGCAUCUUUAUGUAAUGGCUUCCGAUGAUGCUGGGUGCUGAGAGGUGACUCCACCCAUUUGUAGUGUUAGUUAUGGUCUAAAUAUGUCCUAGAUUGAUGUUAUGAUUGCUCAGUUACCGUUAUGCUUUGAUAUUGUGCAAAUGGAACUAAGUGAACGGUUUUAUUUUGAAAA
Messenger RNA from Rhododendron vialii, 1380 nucleotides. RefSeq names its product GRF1-interacting factor 3-like. The transcript is spliced from 5 exons. Gene Ontology annotation, biological process: cell population proliferation; positive regulation of transcription by RNA polymerase II; leaf development. The coding region runs from base 231 to 980 and encodes 249 amino acids. Gene Ontology annotation, cellular component: nucleus. Gene Ontology annotation, molecular function: transcription coactivator activity. Lineage: Eukaryota; Viridiplantae; Streptophyta; Magnoliopsida; Ericales; Ericaceae. The record is from RefSeq and is a predicted model, not a curated record.